Molecule: messenger RNA, 1296 nt
Organism: Nicotiana attenuata
Lineage: Eukaryota; Viridiplantae; Streptophyta; Magnoliopsida; Solanales; Solanaceae
Exons: 1
Coding region: 1-1296 (431 amino acids)
Source: RefSeq, a predicted model, not a curated record
AUGCGUGAUGAUAUUGAUGGAUUACUUCAUGAUACAUUCAGAAAUGUAGAAGGUGAACCGGUACAAGAAGAAGGGAUGAGAGAGGCUCUAUCUGAAGAUGCUAAGAAAUUUUUUAAAUUAUUAGAGGAAGGGAAACAAGAGUUAUAUCCCGGGUGUGAAAACUUUAGUAAACUGAGUUUCACCAUCCGGUUGUACUUGUUUAAGUCUUUGCAUGGGUUGAGUAAUGUAGCCUUUUCAGACUUGUUAGAGUUGUUAAAAGAGGAAUUUCCUUUUGCUAAGCUGCCAGAGUCUUUCAACAAUGCUAAAAAUAUGAUAAAAGAUGUGGGUCUUCAUUAUGAAAAAAUACAUGCAUGUCCUAAUGAUUGCAUGCUAUUUUGGAAUAACAAUGCAAAGGCUGAUAAUUGCUCUAUUUGUGGGUCUUCUAGAUGGAAAAGUUGUAAUCGUGCCUUGACUAAUACAAGUUUUAAAGUUCCUGCAAAGGUUUUAAGGUACUUUCCCUUGAAGCCUAGGCUUCAGAGGAUAUUCAUGUGUCCUGAAACAGCUAUUGCAAUGAGAUGGCAUGCUAAUGAACGGCCUAAUGAUGGGAAUAUGAGGCAUCCUGCUGAUGGAGAAGCUUGGAAGGAUUUCGAUUCUCUACAUCCUGACUUCUCCAAAGAUCCACGUAAUGUUAGGUUGGGUCUUUCAAGUGAUGGUUUCAACCUAUUUCGAACCAUGAGCAUAUCUCAUAGCACGUGGCCUGUCAUGUUAAUGAACUAUAAUUUAUCACCAUGGAUUUGCAUGAAGCCAGAAUAUAUCAUGUUGUCAAUGAUCAUUCCAGGUCCUUCAUCUCCAGGAAAUGAUAUAGAUGUGUACUUACAACCACUUAUUGCAGAAUUAAAGGAACUAUGGGAAACUGGGAUAGAAACAUAUGAUGCUGAGACAAAGCAAACAUUUCAAAUGCGUGCAGCCUUGUUGUGGACAGUUAGUGAUUUUCCGGCAUUAGCAAUGCUUUCAAGAUGGAGCACCAAGGGGAGGUUGGCAUGCCCUACUUGUAAUUAUGACACAUGCUCUCUAUAUCUCAAACACAGUCAUAAGAUGUGUUACAUGGGCCAUCGAAGAUUUUUGCCUCAUAAUCAUCCUUUGCGGAAAGAUAAGAAGUCAUUUGAUGGUAAGGAGGAACAUAGACCUACACCUACUCCUUUGUCGGGUGUAGAAGUGUUUCAAGAGUUGCUUGAAUUCAACAAUGUUUUUGGAAAGGGCAAAAAGAAAAGAUCUCUGGAUAACGAGGGUCCGUGGAAAAAAAGAUCAUUUUUUUGA